AUGUUGCCAUUGUCGUUGCUCAAUGCGGCGAAAGACAAGCCAAUGCUCGUCGAACUCAAAAACGGCUCGACGUUCAAUGGCCACCUGGUCGCGUGCGACAACUUCAUGAACCUCACUCUGCGCGAGGUAUACGAGACAAGUGCUAGCGGUGAACAGUUCUGGAAGCAAAAAGAGUGCUACAUCCGUGGUAGCACGAUCAAGUACUGCCGAGUAGCAGAUUCGGUGAUCGACCAGGUCAAGGAGCAGGAGGAGCAGGCGCGCAAGCAGCGACAGCAGGGUGGAGGUGGAUUGUCUGGUGGUGUCAGCCUAGGCAACCGCGGCGGUGGUGGUGGUGGAAGAGGCUUUAAUCGGGGUGGUGGACGCGGCGGUGCUGGCGGCGACCGGGGAGGGAGGGGUGGUGGUGGUGGUGGCGGAAGGGGAAGGGGACGAGGUCAGUAA
Kalmanozyma brasiliensis GHG001 is the source of this 438-nucleotide messenger RNA. Its product is annotated as Ribonucleoprotein LSM domain protein. Gene Ontology annotation, molecular function: U6 snRNA binding. Gene Ontology annotation, cellular component: U6 snRNP; spliceosomal tri-snRNP complex; P-body. Gene Ontology annotation, biological process: nuclear-transcribed mRNA catabolic process; spliceosomal snRNP assembly; mRNA splicing, via spliceosome. The record is from RefSeq and is a predicted model, not a curated record. NCBI's taxonomy places the organism in Eukaryota, Fungi, Basidiomycota, Ustilaginomycetes, Ustilaginales. The transcript has 4 exons. Bases 1 to 438 code for a protein of 145 amino acids.